UGCAUGAGCCAAAGUCGUGUUUGUAUGUUGAUAAAAGUUGGCUGAUUAGCGUAUCGGCGCUCGACUAGCAACGUCUGAGGAAUUGGGCGUGCACUAUGUUUUUCACUUUGACUGGCAGACAGAUGGAAGUCAUGAGUUGGAUGCACCAACUUUCCCCGCUAAUCUUUCAAAAAUCAAAAGCACCGCAAAUGUAAGGAUUAUCGUAAUCAAUGCAUUAAAUGGCAUCAGUUAUGGAGGACCCCACCCUCGAGCGACACUUCAAGGGCCACAAAGAUGCUGUCACCUGUGCAGACUUCAGUUCCAAACACAAACAGCUGGCCUCAGGGUCUGCAGAUAAGACCCUGAUGAUUUGGAAUCUGAACCCUAAGGCCAGGGCGUUCCGUUUUUUUGGACACAAAGAUGUCAUCACAGGGGUCCAGUUCUCCCCUGCAGGAGAUCUGGUCGUCUCUGCAUCCCAGGACAAGACUGUACGGCUGUGGACGCCCAGCAUUAAAGGAGAGUCGAUGGUGUUCAAAGCCCACACGGCUACAGUACGCAGUGUCAGCUUUUCUCACGACGGCCAGAGGCUAGUGACUGCGUCAGACGACAAGUCUGUCAAGGUGUGGAGUGUCCACAGACAACGUUUUGUCUACUCACUCAACCAGCACACCAACUGGGUCCGCUGCGCCAGGUUUUCUCCUGACGGCCGUCUAAUUGCCUCCUGUGGUGACGACCGCACAGUGCGACUGUGGGACACCUCCACCAAACAGUGCAUCAACUGCUUCACAGAGUAUGGAGGAUCAGCAACAUUUGUAGACUUCAACACCAGUGGCACCUGCAUAGCAUCCUCAGGAGCAGACAACACGUUGAAGAUCUGGGACAUACGGACAAACAAACUGCUCCAGCAUUACCAAGUCCACAGUUCAGGGAUCAAUUGCUUUUCCUUCCACCCGUCUGGAAACUAUAUGAUCAGUGGCUCCAGUGACAGCACAGUGAAGAUCCUGGACCUGCUGGAGGGACGCCUCAUCUACACCCUCCACGGACACAAGGGUCCUGUCCUGGCUGUGGCCUUCUCCAGGGGAGGAGACUUCUUUGCCUCAGGGGGUUGUGAUGCUCAGGUUUUAAUGUGGAAGACCAACUUUGAUUCUUUUGACUACCGUGAGGUCCUGAGCAGACACAGCCAGCGGGUCAGCCCCGACCCCCCUCCUCACCUGACAGACAUCUACCCUCGAGGACCACACCUCCACUCCGCCCAGUCUGGGGCUAUAGAGAUCAGUCCCAUGGUGGCAGACACCCAGACCACUGCCCCGGCUGUCAUAGAGGUGGGCCAGACCCUCUACACAGCCACUACGGCUGUCAACGGCCAUGCAAACAAUUUGCCAGCACGGCGGAUUGCCAGUACCAGCCUCAACCCCAAUGAAGACUGCCACAGUAGUGGACAGGGUUCGACAUCUGGUUCCCAGUCCGGGCAGAUGGGAGGCAGGAGGGAGGAGGAACAGGGGAUGACGUACCCUCUGGAGAUGCGCUCAGACCUCCCCAUGAACUUCAGCAGCACCCUGGAACGCAUCGUCCAGCAGCUUGACGUCCUCACUCAGACUGUCUCUGUGUUGGAAGAACGUCUCACCCUGACGGAGGACAAACUGAAGGAGUGUUUAUUCAACCAGAGUCAGAUCCUGCUGCAGGUGCGAGGGGAGGAGAAGGACCGAAGGAGAGAGAGAGUGGAGGAAGAGUGGGAAGGUGAGAGCGGAUCCCCUGUCGCCUCAGCCUAAGGUCACCCACCUCCCUCUCCACAGACACACACUCCUCCCUUUAACUUGGUCGUGAGGGGGGGGGUAACAGGGAAUGUGGUAUCCUUAACCUCCACCUUGGUGGUCUUUCUCAGGGGUAAUUGUCUUAAUCAAAUCCUCCCUCUAUCUCACCACUCUUUUAAAGAUUAUUCAAUCCUACAGCACAGUGUGUCUGGGACACUUAAACCAAGGCUUUUUGGCUAGGGACUGGGGGGAGUUUUUGUACAUAUACCAGUGUGCAUAUGUUCAUCGGUGUGUGCGCGGGUGCGUGCGUUUGGAAGAUCUUUGCGAGGCCCCUCCGUAAUGAAAGGUUAAUGAAGGGGAGCGGAGGACAAGACAGCUGCAGUUAUGGAAACAGCCGGUCUGUCUGUCUGGACAGUGAAGGGAGCAGAGCGUGCUGGGCCAGGCAGGGGCUCCCUUCACUGUCCAAUUCCUCUGGUCUCCUUCUCCUGGACAGGCCACCAUAAACAUGCCUUCCUUAGACCUCUCUCCCUCUCGUGUGUGUGUGUGCAUGCAUCGCUAUGGGUUAUUGUACUAGCAUUUAUUAGUAGAAUCUAUGCAUUAUUUCAUGUGCUGAUGAAGCGCCUGUGUGUGUGUGUAUGACCAUAUACCCCCACUGUUGUAUAGUGUACGGCAUAUUUUCUCAUGCGUUCCCUUUCAUACUAUGAACUAAAUAAAUUGAACAUAUUGCACUG
Molecule: messenger RNA, 2461 nt
Organism: Oncorhynchus keta (chum salmon)
Lineage: Eukaryota; Metazoa; Chordata; Actinopteri; Salmoniformes; Salmonidae
Gene: poc1b
Product: POC1 centriolar protein B
Exons: 12
Coding region: 219-1748 (509 amino acids)
Biological process (GO): cilium assembly
Cellular component (GO): centriole; ciliary basal body
Molecular function (GO): protein binding
Source: RefSeq, a predicted model, not a curated record